GACAGCUUGAUUACACUCUACUGCUAUGUAAUCCAUGUGCUAACAAUGAGUGGGCGGGCUAAUUGAAGGAAUAAGACAGGUCCCCCAGCAUUGCCAGUAUGUAAUAUUGCCGCACAUAACGGCGUGUUUCUCACUGCAUAGUCGGGCCACGAAGCCUCGCGUUUCAUUGUCAACACAGCUGUUCAAAAGAUACCAAUUAUUGUGAGGUCGUGGCGACGCGAAAUAUUAUAAUCUAACCUGGUACAACAGGGAAGGUCGUGCUUCAAGUAACCUAUUUUACGUCGCGGUGUUUUGCAUUAGUUGGUCCUUGAACCUAUGAUUAGAUAUCGGAAUUUAAUCUGAGGCAAAAAAACGAAAGCUCCAUGCAAAGAGAUAGAUUAUCUCCUUGCUCCAUGUAAACCCUGGGAGCACACUGGUAGAACAGCAAUGGACAGCAAAGAGAGUGAUGAAGAAGCCCUGUUCACAUAUGGUGCAGAACGGAGAGACAGGCUUAUAUGUUGUGGCACGCUGCUUGUGCGUAGAUGGGGUCCACUUGAAAGGAAAGAAAAGGCAUUUGUAAUAGUGUCUACGUUUGGUCUCGUAGCAGCUUUGGGAUUCGUGAUUUAUGGCCUCGCCACUUUAAAUGGUGACGAUUGGACAUUUGCUCUUCUACUUCUCUUCAACAUAUUUUUCUGCGGCUGGUAUGCUCUGAACGGAGUCCUCCGAGAAAAGCCAUAUGAAGUUGCUAUAUUUUGUGGUGCAAAUAUCUUGCUGCUUGCAUAUGUGUCCACAAACUUCGGACUAAAAUUUACUCAAAUGGUCAACGCUCCCGACAGAACACUCUUUAUAGUGAAACUAGCCAGACUUAUCGUAACCGUCGUCUUCUCCGCCGUCACUUUGGGGCUUGGCAUGUGGGUUACUCACGAAUAUUACGACCACGGAGAUUUUAUUUUUCGCACGGUCAAAUCGGCGCAGACAGAGGUGGUUCAUGCUACCAAGCUGGUUUUCCUGUUUGAACCCGCGCUCACUGUUGAUAUGCAAAUGGCGCUAAGCGUGUGCGUUCUACUAUUACGCCGUGGAUACAAUUCCGAAGUAGGCGGAACAGUUGGAAUUGUCGUUGGGUUUGCAUUAACUGUAGCAUUGAGGAUUUUAACAUAUUUCGCAGUGCAAAGAAAAAGUAGGAGUUUGGCUUGGCUUGUGUUGGUGCUACUCUUGUUGAUAGAACCAGCGUUUAUUAUUUACGAUUUCAUAAAGGUGGGGAAUGAAUUUCUAUCAACGGCAACUUUUGAACUGGAGAUCGUAACGCUAACCUGCUGUACGCUGGCUGUUUUGGCAAGGGCGGUUGUCAUUGUAUUAGGUGUGCUUGUCUACAAAGCAAUCAAUAGGCGUGAGGGGCUGCAUGGAGAAAUUCAAAAAUCCCGUGAUCCAGCUGCUCCUGGUCAAGAGACAAAGGAAUAUGGAAGCAUGCAACCUGAAUGGACGAAGUGAUACUCUGUCACUUUCAACACCAUUCUUAAUUCUCUCCAACUAUCAUCAUAUAUAGAUCACGCAAUGGACCCAUGCGGGCUCAGAUGAAAAACAUAAGAGUUGUCAUUGAUCUGAACCACUUGAAAUCAUGUAUAAAAUUUGUAAUAUAGGCACGCUGUUCUCCUUGGUGUAUUGUAGAAUUAUUUUGAUCUCGAAGGAUUUCUAAUAUAUAGUUUUUAUUCAAUAUUAUAUAUUUUAUUCUAAAGUUCUUUUUAUUCGGUAUGUGUUUUGUUUUAAAAACUUCUGAAAUAAAGGUUAUGAGUUGCACAA
Lingula anatina is the source of this 1776-nucleotide messenger RNA. RefSeq lists its product as uncharacterized. Lineage: Eukaryota; Metazoa; Brachiopoda; Lingulata; Lingulida; Lingulidae. The record is from RefSeq and is a predicted model, not a curated record.